Messenger RNA from Epinephelus moara (kelp grouper), 1274 nucleotides. RefSeq names its product peripherin 2b (retinal degeneration, slow) (gene prph2b). The coding region runs from base 249 to 1274 and encodes 341 amino acids. Gene Ontology annotation, cellular component: membrane. Lineage: Eukaryota; Metazoa; Chordata; Actinopteri; Perciformes; Serranidae. Gene Ontology annotation, biological process: visual perception. The transcript has 3 exons. The record is from RefSeq and is a predicted model, not a curated record.
AGAGACCACCACACGUCUGACGGUUGGAUGUGAAUAUUAGGUUUGAUCUGCGCCCCCAGCACUAUGGACUGUCCUGACCUGCAGCUCGGCAUUAUGGGUCUGAAAGCAGGCGUUCUGAGCGAGUCUUUCUGUGACGGAUUAAAACUCUGAAACUCUGACGGGUUCUUGAGUCACUCUUCAAACAAACUCUUUUCCUGUUGGUACCUGACGUUUGGUGAUUUUGGCUGCGGUCGCACUGAGACGGUAAGAUGCCGUUCAUGCCAGUGAAGUUCAACCUGCAAAAGCGGGUGAAGCUGGCUCAGGGUCUGUGGAUGAUCUACUGGCUCUCUGUCAUCGUGGGCAUCCUCAUCUUCAGCCUGGGCAUCUUCUUCAAGAUCGAGCUGCGGAAGAGAAGCGAGAUGAUGGACAACAACGAGAGCCACUUAGUGCCGAACCUGCUGAUCCUGGUGGGCCUGCUGGCCUGCGGGGUCAACGCCUUCGGAGGAAAGGUGUGCCACGACUCUCUGGACCCCAUCAAGUUCGCCAAGUGGAAGCCGAUGCUGAAGUCGUACCUGCUGCUGUGCUGUGGCUUCAACGCGCUGCUGCUGCUGACGGCGCUGUUCUGCUUCCUCAUGCAGUUCGCCGUGUACCUGACGCUGGCCGAGGGUCUCAAGAACAGCAUCAAGUUCUACAAGGACACUGACACGCCGGGACGUUGCUUCAUGAAGAGGACACUGGACAUGACGCAGAUCGAGUUUCGCUGCUGCGGAAACAACAACUUCAGGGACUGGUUCGAGGUUCAGUGGAUCAGCAACCGCUACCUGGACAUGAGCAACGAUCAGGUCAAAGAUCGUGUCCUCAGUAAUGUGGAGGGGAAGUACCUGAUGGACAGUGUCCCGUUCAGCUGCUGUAACCCUGGCUCCCCUCGGCCCUGCAUCCAGCACCACCUGACCAAUAACUCCGCCCACUAUGACUACGACCAUCGCAUCGAGGAGCUCAACAUCUGGACCCGAGGCUGCCGCGAGGCCCUCUUCGCCUACUUCAGCAGCAUGAUGACCAGCAUCGGCGUGCUCAUCAUCGCCACCAUCUUCCUGGAGUCGGCGGACAUGGCCGGGUUAAAGUACCUGACCACAGCUCUUGAGACGAUGGAGGACCCAGAGAACCCAGAGUGUGAGAGUGAAGGCUGGCUGCUGGAGAAGGGAGUGAAGGAGACGUUCGGCGAGCUGCUCGCCAAGCUGAAGACAAUGGGCAAGGCCAACCAGGUGGAGGAGGGUGCAGCGGAGCCCGCCACCUGA